UCAGCAGUCUGGCUGUUGCUCUUUGCUUGCAAGCAAUUAUCAGAGAGCAAUCAGCAGCCCUUUACUAGGUAUUUGCUGGCUCAAAAUUUCCAACUUCAAACAGCAUGUCACAUUCAAAAGCAGCCUAUUUCUAUCACUAUCUCGACCUUUCCGCACUGUUCGACAUCUCUCACCAUCUGCGCGUUCCUUGACGUUUGAUCUGGACUCUUGGGGGGGCCUUAUCAAUUGUCGUCGCGGACGCUCGCUGUUUGAGCCAACAUGGCAACAAACGCACCAUACUAUCAGCUUCGCGGCCAGUUCACCACAGACGCAAACGCGCAAUUCGGAACCGAUGACGAUGACUACGGGCUCUCCUCUUCUCUCACCCCGCACAAUGCCUCCCUCUACUCCGACGCCCAGAAUACCGAGAAUCAGUCUGCUACACUAGAGGAGAAUCACAAUCUUGUUGAGUUGCUGGAAGCCGCGACUACGGCUGCCGAACAAGCUGCUGAGGCCAUGAAUGUCGAGCGUGGAGAUAUGGACGCGGCUACUCAGAGGAGAGGCAAGAGGAAAAGGGACACCAGGCCUCCUGCUGAAGAGGUGGGCAGCGUUGCUGCCGCGCAUACGCAAGAAGACGGCCCGUCGAGAAACAAGCGCGCUAGAGUGCAUGUGCCAACAGAUCCUCAACUCCGCUCUGAGCAAGACAACAUGGCGUCGUCGGAUGAGGCUCUCCUGAGCGACGCUCGUGCUGCCGGUGUCCACUCCGCUGCUGCUCUCUUCAGGCGGACAUCGAACCAGACUCCCAAGAAGUACACCCGCCCUCCCAUGUCAAAGCUGUUCAUGUCGCUCCAGCUCUCUCCCGAGAGCUUCCUACACCUUCAAGCGCGGGCGAAAGCGUACAUGCUUGAUCCCGCGUGUCCCGAGCGGCAGAACUGCGUGGGCAACCGUGGCAAAGGGGAUAUAGAUAUGGUGAAGCUGCGACUCUUCAGCUGUGUCCGCGACUUUCUGAAGGACGGUGUUGGCGAGCAGUUCUUUGGCGAGAAUGUGGAGAAGCCAGCCGAGACAGAUGCCAUUGAGGCCGCCAGAGCACUGGGGCAGGAAAGGCUCCCUUCGGAGGGGAAGCUGGUCUGGCCAAGAGACGGAAACAAGAUCAUCAGCCUCGUCACGCCGCUUCUCCGACGCAUGGUUACGAACGAGCGGCAAAGGAUGUAUGCCAUCGAAACGAGGAAAGGAGGUGUGAAGAAAAAGGAAGGCAGUGUCGAUUCCACGCCUUCACAAACUUACAAAAGCGACUUCAACGUCGAGGGCAUCAGCAACCAUGGAGAUCACAUUAUACGGGGAACCUGCGACACUGGGAGUCCCAACGAUCUAGACAUGGAUCUGCAAUCGACAUCCACUUUCCAACUGCCCAUCAUUCAGCAACCAUCAAUGGAGAGUCAAGAGCACAUCGGGGAGGUAGAUUAUUCGAAAGGAGCGCAUCAGCGACCCGCUCCUUCCUCAGCCCGUAACUUGGAGCAAUUUCAGACCAUCCUUGACCCAACUCUGAACCACUCUAUCGCCCAGACACAGGCUCAAGUCCGGCAUUCCCAUCCGCUAUCUCCAACCACAUCACUACCAAACCAUCAUUCCUCAAACCCUGACCAGCCAAAUCACCAAUCGUUGUCCAUGUCUCCCAUUCUAGUGGGCGCUAUACAACCUAAAGGGGUGCCGUCUUCCUCUUCCGACGAUGCGGCCAUCGAGUUUGAGGGUAUCCAGAAGCGCCCGCUGCCUACUGAGAAUGAAUGGCACCUCUUCAGUGUCAAUACCUACCUGACAACAAAAAGCGGCGUUAAGCUUGAACCGCAGAGGAAAUACACUGGGAAUAUGCGAGCCUAUAGUUACAAUCAGCUAUCAUCACACGUCGAGACACUGGUUCGUCGAGCAGUAGCAAUCCACCCACGACUAAGCCCUACGAUAGGCAUAGGUAUGGGCUCCGAGGAACUGCGCAAUCUUGCUGUCGCCGCAAGCAACAUCCAAAAUAGUGAAGGCGGAUCUGAGGGAGCUAAAGCCAUCGUAGAAAACCGCUUCGACUCUGUCGCUGAACCUCUGAAGACUCCAACAGCAACGGAUAAAAAGCCCCUAGAUGCUUCUCUACGGGCAAACAACAAGCAUAUCGUUCCUCUCUACUACCCCACCUCAUCGUCUGUCAAUUCCCCCGAGGUCCUGAACAACACGGCUGACAAAAACAUUGCUUCCUCGCUCGCCCAAACCAUCAACUACCCGCUCGCACAGUCCCCACCUCUCCGCUCUUCCAGCAGCGAUCCACAAGCCUCAGACUCCUCGACUCGCGCACUACCUCCUUCUCGAGGACACAGCCCUCUCCCACCACCCAAGUCACACCUCAAAUCUCCUUCCGCCGAGCUCCCCAGGGAGUCACCGUUGCCGAACUACAAAGUCCAGGUGCUCACCGCGCAAGGUUUGACGACCGUAGAAAAUGCGGAUGGGUGGGAGUACGCGAAGCAGGACAUUGGGAUCUCGGCUUGGGCGGAGGGUGUUGUUAGGGUGGUUGUGGCAAUUGAAGACAAUGAGGGACAGUAGGGUGGAUGUCGUGGUAUACGGGUGUGGUUUCUAUACUGCUAUUUUACGCCGUCUUUGAGGAUACUUUGCUGUUUUACUCUUUAUAUGGGAGUCUUUCAUUUCAUUUCAUUGUCUCUGUUGAUGAUGGUUUAGAAGUUCAUGUUCUUCCAUUUAGCUCUGUACUUGCAUUUACUCGGCUUUGGCAUGUAGAAGGAUGGGAAUGGAUGCAUACAGGCAUAGUUAGAGCAUGUUCGCGCCUAUCUUAGAACAUCAACAAG
Lindgomyces ingoldianus is the source of this 2813-nucleotide messenger RNA. RefSeq lists its product as uncharacterized. The transcript has 2 exons. The record is from RefSeq and is a predicted model, not a curated record. Bases 259 to 2556 code for a protein of 765 amino acids. Lineage: Eukaryota; Fungi; Ascomycota; Dothideomycetes; Pleosporales; Lindgomycetaceae.